Messenger RNA from Vigna unguiculata (cowpea), 1877 nucleotides. RefSeq names its product nucleobase-ascorbate transporter 4-like. Gene Ontology annotation, cellular component: membrane. Lineage: Eukaryota; Viridiplantae; Streptophyta; Magnoliopsida; Fabales; Fabaceae. The record is from RefSeq and is a predicted model, not a curated record. Gene Ontology annotation, molecular function: transmembrane transporter activity. Gene Ontology annotation, biological process: transmembrane transport.
CAUUUUCAUUCUGGACCAUUUCGUAACAGACACAGUACACACCUGUUUUGUUCUCUGAACAUUAUAAGAAACAUCGACUAAGAAAAUUAAACUACUGAUUAAACAAAACAAACAUUAGAGAUAAAGAGAAACAAUGGCAGCUGGUGGAGGAGGAGGAAAGGCUGAUGAAUUCCUACCUCAUCCUGUUAAGGACCAACUUCCGGGUGUUGAUUACUGUGUUACCAGUUCUCCCUCAUGGCCUGAAGGGGUCAUUCUCGGGUUUCAGCAUUAUCUGGUUGUGCUUGGGACCAUUGUCAUUGUUUCCACCAUCCUUGUCCCUUUGAUCGGUGGUGGCAAUGUAGAAAAGGCUGAAACAAUACAGACUCUACUUUUUGUUGCUGCCAUUAACACACUUCUGCAAACGUUGUUUGGCACACGGCUUCCAGUGGUUGUUGGAGCAUCCUAUUCUUUUCUAAUUCCUGCUGUUUCCAUUGCCUUUUCUAGCAGAAUGAGUGUAUUUGCUGAUCCACAUCAGAGAUUUAAACAAUCUAUGAGAGCCAUACAAGGAGCACUUAUUGUUGCAUCGUUUUUCCAAAUCAUUGUUGGCUUUUUUGGCUUUUGGAGGAUAUUUGCCAGGUUUCUCAGCCCGCUUAGUGUAGCCCCUCUUGUCACUCUGACUGGACUAGGAUUCUUUAUGUUAGGAUUUCCCAAAUUGGCAGAUUGUGUUGAAAUUGGUCUCCCUGCAUUAGUUAUCAUUAUCAUCUUGUCCCAGUACAUUCCACAAAAGAUGAAAUCAAGAGGAGCUGAUAGAUUUGCAAUCAUAGUCUCAAUUGGAAUUGCAUGGGCAUUUGCUGAAAUUUUGACUGCUGCUGGUGCCUAUAAUAAAAGAUCGCCUAAAACCCAACUAAGUUGCCGUACUGAUCGAUCUGGGUUAAUUAGUGCUGCUCCUUGGAUAAGAGUUCCAUAUCCAUUUCAAUGGGGACGCCCUUCUUUCAAUGCUGGUGAUGCUUUUGCUGUGAUUGCUGCUUCUCUUGUUGCAAUUGUAGAGUCAACAGGGACAUUCAUUGCAGCAUCAAGAUUUGGAAGUGCAACCCCUGUUCCACCUUCUGUGCUUAGUCGUGGUGUUGGCUGGCUGGGCAUUGGCACUCUUUUGGAUGGCCUUUUUGGCACAGGAACUGGAUCCACUGCAUCAGUUGAAAAUGCAGGACUCCUGGGUUUAACACGAGUAGGAAGCCGCAGAGUCAUUCAAAUAUCAGCUGGAUUCAUGUUUUUCUUCUCUAUAUUAGGAAAAUUUGGAGCAGUUCUUGCUUCAAUACCUCUGUCAAUUAUAGCAGCUAUUUACUGCGUUCUCUUUGCCUACGUAGCCUCAGCUGGGCUUGGUUUUCUUCAAUUCUGCAAUCUAAACAGCUAUAGGUCAUUGUUCAUCCUUGGACUCUCUCUCUUCCUCGGUUUAUCAGUUCAACAGUAUUUCAACGAAUAUCUGUUGAUAUCUGGACAUGGCCCUGUUCAUACUGGCUCCGCUGCGUUCAACGAUAUAGUGCAAGUGAUUUUCUCAUCCCCAGCAACUGUAGCAAUCAUGGUUGCUUACUUCUUGGACUUAACUUUGAGUCGCGGAGAUAGCUUAACUCGCAGAGACAGUGGGAGACAUUGGUGGGAAAAAUUCAGGAAUUUCAAUCAUGAUAUUCGAAGUGAAGAGUUCUAUUCACUUCCUUUCAACCUCAACAGAUUCUUUCCAUCAUUUUGAGUGCACUUCCAUUUUAAAAUUAUCAAAGACAAAAUCUAUGUUCCUUUUAGAAUUUAUUGUCUCAAAGAGUGUCUGUAAUAAAUAUAUGUAUACAAAUAUGUAUGUAUAAGUCGUAAGUUAUAUCAUUACUGACUUAUUUAACCCUUCCCAAGUA